AUGACUAGAAUAUUUCUGAGUUUAACGCGACGGCACCGCCCGCUGCCUUUGAUCAUCCAAGCCUCGUCGGCGAGAAACGCAUCAACGUCUCCCCGCCCACAGAACCGACUACCAGCAGCAUACUACCGCGGCGGGACGUCUCGAGCAAUCAUAUUUCGACAGCAAGAUCUCCCGAAAGACCGCACAGAAUGGGGUUCAAUUUUCCGAGGGGCAAUUGGAUCGCCGGACCCCAACGGUAGACAGCUUGAUGGUUUAGGUGGAGGGAUCUCUAGCCUCUCGAAGGUUUGCGUCGUUGGUCCAUCAGCACAUCCUGAUGCCGAUGUCGAUUACACAUUCGCGGCGAUUGGGGUUAAAGAUCCCGAUGUGGAUUAUUCCAGUAACUGCGGGAAUAUGACAAGUGCGAUUGGGCCGUUCGCGGUUGACAAUGGGAUGGUGGAAUGUGGAAAUGGCCAGGCAACGAUCCGGAUACAUAACACCAAUACGGGGAAGCUCAUACACUCUACAUUCCCGGUGGUGGCAGGGGAAGCGGUUGCGAAUGGUGACUUUGCUAUCGAUGGGGUUUCUGGACUGGCUGCCAAGAUUGAAUUGGCUUUCAUUAACCCUGCAGGCUCAAAGACCGGCAAACUCCUACCGACUGGAAAUGUUGCAGAUGUUUUCGAUGGCGUAAAGGCAACCUGCAUCGAUGCCGGAAACCCUUGCGUGUUUAUUGAGGCUUUCGACGACAUCGAAGGAAUCAUUCUCCCUGAUGAAUUUGAUGCACAUCCUUCGCUUCUGUUGAGACUUGAAUCAAUCCGACGGCAAGCAUCAGUAGCAAUGGGACUGAGUAAUGACGAAGCGUCUACUCCAGGUUCUAUCCCUAAGAUCGCAAUGGUCUCAAAGCCAAAAGCCCAUACCCUACUAUCUGGCGAACUUGUCGAUGAAGGUGUUACUGACCUGGUAGUAAGGGCUCUAUCUGUAGGUCAACCACAUCGUGCUAUUCCUAUCACUGUUGCAUUGGCUGUUGCUGCUGCUGCAAACAUCGAAGGCUCAACCGUGAAACGAUGCGUCUCAAGCGGGCGUGUUGAUCCAAAUGGAAUUACUCUGGGCCAUCCAACAGGGAAGAUUAUGGUGGGUGCUGAGUUUGACGAGCGUGGCCAUUUGGCACAUGCUACGGUCUUCAGAACUGCCAGGAGACUUAUGGAUGGGAUUGUCUAUUGGAAAUAA
Molecule: messenger RNA, 1203 nt
Organism: Venustampulla echinocandica
Lineage: Eukaryota; Fungi; Ascomycota; Leotiomycetes; Helotiales; Pleuroascaceae
Exons: 2
Coding region: 1-1203 (400 amino acids)
Source: RefSeq, a predicted model, not a curated record